Arvicola amphibius (Eurasian water vole) is the source of this 4521-nucleotide messenger RNA. RefSeq names its product acyl-CoA synthetase family member 3 (gene Acsf3). The record is from RefSeq and is a predicted model, not a curated record. Gene Ontology annotation, molecular function: medium-chain fatty acid-CoA ligase activity. The transcript is spliced from 10 exons. The coding region runs from base 147 to 1886 and encodes 579 amino acids. Lineage: Eukaryota; Metazoa; Chordata; Mammalia; Rodentia; Cricetidae. Gene Ontology annotation, biological process: fatty acid metabolic process.
GUGUAGGACUCUUUCCGGCUUCAUCCACCCCCUCCGACUUCUCGGGCCGGUGCCCCACCCCUAGUGACCCCUAUCUGACCGCCGGUGAGCGCGUUGCAGAGAACUAGAAAGAGGGUGUCGAGCCCGGCCAGUGGUGUGUUGGUGCGAUGCCACCCCACUCGACACUACCCUUCAGGCGUCUCAUCUGGUCCUUGGCCUCCAGUCGGCUGGUUCCCAGAAGACACAGAGGACAUAGCCUCCUGCAUACAGCUCCAGAAGCCCGCGCAGAUGGGAUUGCCCCCGUGUUCAUCCGCGCCUUGGCCUUUGGGGACAGGAUUGCCCUUAUUGACAAACAUGGCCGUCACACCUACAGGGAGCUUUAUGACCGCAGCCUUUGCCUGGCCCAGGAGAUCUGCAGGCUUCGGGGUUGUAAGGUUGGGGACCUCCAGGAGGAGAGGGUUUCCUUCCUGUGCUCCAAUGACGUCUCCUAUGUUGUAGCUCAGUGGGCCUCCUGGAUGAGUGGCGGCAUUGCUGUCCCGCUCUACUGGAAGCACCCUGCGGCCCAGCUGGAGUAUUUCAUCCAGGACUCCCGGAGCUCUGUGGUCUUGGUGGGCCAGGAGUACUUGGAGCGCCUAAGUCCAGUGGCCCAGAGGCUGGGAGUCCCUCUUAUGCCUCUCACGCCUGCCAUCUACCGUGGAGCAGUGGAGCAGCCCCUAGAACAGCUGGUUCAAGAGAGGGAAUGGCGUGACCGGGGUGCUAUGAUCUUCUACACCAGUGGGACCACGGGGAGGCCCAAGGGUGCACUGAGCACCCACCGUAACUUAGCAGCUGUGGUGACUGGGCUGGUCAGCGCGUGGGCGUGGACAAAGAAUGACGUGAUCCUUCAUGUCCUCCCGCUGCACCAUGUCCACGGUGUGGUCAACAAGCUGCUCUGUCCACUCUGGGUAGGAGCCACCUGUGUGAUGCUGCCCGAGUUCAAUGCUCAGCAGGUCUGGGAAAAGUUCUUGAGCACAGAAGCUCCACGGAUUAAUGUAUUUAUGGCAGUGCCCACGAUCUACAGCAAACUGCUGGACUACUACGACAAGCACUUCACACAGCCCCACGUCCAGGACUUUGUGCGUGCGGUUUGUAAAGAAAAGAUUAGGCUCAUGGUGUCAGGCUCGGCUGCCCUGCCUGUCCCUCUGCUGGAGAAGUGGAAGAGCGCCACGGGCCACACACUACUGGAGCGCUAUGGCAUGACGGAGAUUGGCAUGGCUUUAUCCAACCCCCUGACAGAGGCUCGCCUGCCAGGUUCGGUAGGGACCCCAAUGCCAGGGGUGGAAGUACGCAUUGUCUCGGAAAACCCACAGAAGGAUUCUCCCUACAUCAUCCAUGCAGAGGGGAAUGAGAGGGAGACAAAGGUGACACCAGGGUUUGAGGAAAAGGAAGGAGAACUGCUAGUUAGGGGACCCUCUGUGUUCCGAGAAUACUGGGAUAAGCCGGAUGAAACGGAAAAGGCUUUCACUCCGGAUGGCUGGUUCAGAACAGGGGACACCGCCGUGUUCAAAAACGAUAGGUACUGGAUCCGAGGGCGUACAUCAGUGGACAUCAUCAAGACUGGAGGCUACAAAGUCAGCGCCCUGGAGAUUGAGCGGCACCUGCUGGCCCACCCCAGCAUCACCGAUGUGGCUGUGAUUGGAGUUCCGGAUAUGACGUGGGGCCAGCGGGUCACAGCUGUGGUGGCCCUUCAAGAAGGACACUCGCUGUCCCACAAGGAUCUCAAGGAGUGGGCCAGAAGCCAACUUCACCUGGAACCUACUUUCCAGAGCAGGAGUGUUACAGGCCAGCGCAGACCUCAGUCCCUGAGUUUCCAGAAAGCACUUUCACAAGGUCACAGGAGGAAGCACCCCCUGCUGAGCGGAGCCUGAGCAGACAGCAGGAAGCCCAAGGGCACUGGACCCUGUCAUCCCUUCCCCACUUCCUUGCUGGUAGUGCAGAUGUCUGGAGCCCGGAUGAUGAGCUUGUAGUGAUGAGCUGUGGGCAGGCUUCCCGCCGCCCGGCUCCCGGCCACCGGCUAGCUUAUGCCCCGAAAUAAUUACACGGAAACUGUAUUCUUUGAUACACUGCCUGACCUAUUAGUUUCAGCCUCUUACUCACAGCAUAGGGAAAGAUGCCAUGGAACCAUCAUUUAGACCUAAAGCUGGAGGCUGCACCAUCUUAGAUCUGCAGAAUGAAGAGGAACAGCAGAGCCAUAGAAGAUCUGUGCCUUCGUGCAUGUAUCUCACACAUGUAUGUAUGCGCGCAUGUGCACACAUACACCAGUCUCUUGCCAUUCUCUGUACGGUGCCUUCAGAUUGGCUGUUUUCUAGACAUUCCAUCUCUGGCCAGAGCUGGAAGCACCUGUUGUCAUGCUCGGCACAAUCCUACGGGUACAGUUCUGGUGGCUCAUGGCCCUGGGAGAACCUUCCCGCACCAGAGAAGACUCACUUCCCCAGUAUCUAGGACCCAGGCCCUUGAUGCUGGCCCCUGUCGUUUCCCUGCUGUGGCCAUGAGUGGGGAUUCCAAGCCACCUCCACCUGCCCUAGUAGAGCUGAGUGCCCUUGCUGACGUCCACCAUGUGGUCAAUUUAGCUCAGCAAAUAGAUCGAUAUCAAAUUAUCCCACUUCACCUUCAUAACUCUUAAGCGAGCCAGAGUGGAGGGGAGACGGGGUCACUAGAAAUAAAUAGCCAUGGAGGCCCUUUGUGAUCUAUCACCCGAAGACAGCAGCAGCAUUCCGCGCCAGCUGCUGACACGGUCGUUAAUAAAGCCCAGGAAAGCACUGUCAGCUCCAGUGAAGGAUAGCCACAGGUCAGCCCGGGACCGGCCUCAUACUGGCAGGGUACAAGACGCACCGUUUGUGACCAGAGCCCUUCUCAGAUGGGCAGUGAGUGCCGCCCAGGCAGACACGCUGGAUGCCAUCUGUGGGUGCUUCUACACACUGGGAGGAGCACCCCAACCUCCGCUGCGAACGAAACAUCUGAAAGCUGUAGUGACUGUCACAGCCAGAGAGAAGACUAAGGUGCCGACUGCACAGCCCUUGGUCUUCGCCUUCGUGUAUCCUGCCACCUCCCUGGAGCGCCCCCCCCCCCACCUUCCCUGCCUGUCUAUGUUUGUGUGUGAGCAGAGGUCACAAGUGAACCCCUGUGGGUCUGGCGUGUGCGUUUUUGUUACAUAUGGGCGCUUGUCCUUGUAAAAGUGAGCAUGUACCCUGUCACGUGACCAUGUGUGUGUUCAGGCUUCUAACAGGAGUCUUCCAGAGGACUGUGGGUGUCAGAACAGGCUCAGCUGGGUCAGGCACAUCUGCAUGUCCUGUCUUUGGUGGCCCUUCCCCCACUCGCUGGAUCCUUUCCGAAGCACAAGGAAGUCACUGACUUGGAGGGUGUAGCCCCCUAGUGACAGGCUGAUCACGGUGUAAGGAUGAUAAACUAUUAAGCCAUCAGUGUCCCUCAUCCCCAUCUGUCAGGACUCGUCCCCACCCCCACCACCAGUAAAAAGCAGCAACAGCCAGCAGCCCCAUGCCCAUGCCUCAACCGUGUUUCCACAGCACCUGCUUUGAUAGGAAAGAGCUACUUGUUAGAAAUGGACAGAGCUCCACCAGGCUGGCUGGUUUGUGUACACAUGCCAACAGACACACAUGUACAUUGAACAUACAUAAAGCACAUGUCCAUGGUUUCAGAAAUGUCUCCCUGAAUGUCAGCUGCUUCAGAAGCUCCAGCAGCCAGUGUCAGUCAGCGAGAGCAGGUCUGGAGGAAGGGGUGUGGGGCUCUGCAUUCCUGACAGGCCGUGGUGUCCACAGGACGUCACCAGUUCUGCACUGACCCUGCAUGUAGUUACCUGCUCCCGUCCCAGAAGGGCAAGCCCAACCAAAGCAGACGAAAGUCACUGUUUAAAGGGCAUUUUAAACACUAUAGAAGGACAGGAAAGAGUGGCUGGCCCUGCAUGCCUACACACACACACACACACACACACACCAGUUUAUUGAGUGAGGGGUUCAUGCUAUGGUCGUCUCCAAGAAGUGAAACCCAUAAGACUGGAAAGAUGACUCCGUGGUUGAGAGCACUGACUGUUUUCCAGAGGACUCAGGUUUAAUUCCCAGCACCAAUAUCACAGCUCACAGCUGUUUGUAAUUCCUGACAGUCUAGGGGAUACAGUGCCCUCUUCUGGCUCCUUUGGGCACCAGGCAUGCACACAUGUUGUGCGCAGGCAUAUGUGCAGGACAAAGGCUCAUUAAAAACAUCAAAUAAACGUGAAACCCAGAGCACUGGUGACUUGGAGGCCCAGGUGGGUCUGUGGGUAGAGCAGUCUUGAAGUCAGCUGUCCCUCUGCCUGGGAAAUGAUGACUCCUGCUUUGAGUGCUCACAGAACUGGAUCCCACCAGCGCUUGACUGUUCUCGAUGAGCCCAGUACACCAGGGAAGGAGUUCAUUUAUACAUGAUUGAUACAUGAUUAAUAAAAACUUAGAGAAAUUGGCGUUCAACCUGAAGGUCCGAAAAAGCAAAGCAGCCAGCCACUAGCUCUUACCU